Molecule: messenger RNA, 3736 nt
Organism: Gallus gallus (chicken)
Lineage: Eukaryota; Metazoa; Chordata; Aves; Galliformes; Phasianidae
Gene: AKT1
Product: AKT serine/threonine kinase 1
Exons: 14
Coding region: 734-2176 (480 amino acids)
Biological process (GO): protein phosphorylation
Molecular function (GO): protein serine/threonine kinase activity; ATP binding
Source: RefSeq, marked validated
GAGCGCGUGUGGGACGAGCCCGGCUCCGGCUGCGGGGAGCUCGGCCCUGCGGCUCCGGGGGUGCUGCUGAGCGAGGCGAGAGGCAGCCUCCUCCUCUCGGCCAGAGGCAGGAGCGAGGCGGAGCGGCGGGGAAGGCAGGCCCGCAGCCCGUGUGAGCCCCAUGGGCCGAGCGCCUGCGAGAAGGGGAGGAGGAGCCGGCCCGCCGCCCGCCGCCCGGGGAUGGUGAGGAGGCGGCGGCUGCCGUGAGCCCAGUUAGGCCUUCGCUCGGCGCCCGCCCGCCAGGCUCUCCCUUCCUCCGCUCGCUCGCUCCCCCCUUCCCUCUCCUUCCCCUGCCGCCGCCGCCGCCGCCCUCCCAUCACCUCCUCCCCGGGCUCCCGCAGCCAUGUAAGUGACCCGCUCCCCGGGGUGGGAAGGGCCGGGGGAAGGAAGCGCCGGGGCCUGCUCCGCCGCGCAUUGUGCGGGGCCGGGAGGGGCGGCCAGGCGAGGCGAGGCGGCCGCUCUACGCCUUCCCCGGGCGGCGGCCGCCGAGCUCCCGCUGACCCGCGUAGGCCGCGGCGGGGGCUGCUGCUGGCCCGGGCUGAGGCACCGCCGGAAGUAGCUGAGAAGGAGAAAGACAAGAAAAAGAACAUCCCUUUUGUGGACCCUUCUGCUGGAGUUCAGGAAUUUCAACGGUGAUCUUUUGACUGAUCCACCAGUCUGAUAAACUGAUCCACCAAGAGACAUUCCCGCCAUUAUGAAUGAAGUAGCGAUAGUGAAGGAAGGAUGGCUCCACAAACGAGGAGAAUAUAUCAAAACAUGGAGGCCACGGUAUUUUCUUUUAAAGAAUGAUGGCACAUUCAUUGGCUACAAGGAACGACCGCAAGACGUUGACCAACGAGAAUCACCUUUAAAUAACUUCUCAGUAGCUCAGUGCCAGCUGAUGAAGACAGAACGACCUAAACCAAACACAUUUAUCAUUAGAUGCCUCCAGUGGACCACAGUAAUUGAAAGAACAUUUCAUGUGGAGACUCCAGAGGAGCGGGAAGAAUGGACAAAAGCUAUCCAAACUGUUGCAGACAGCCUCAAGAAACAGGAGGAAGAGAUGAUGGAUUUUAGAUCUGGUUCUCCUAGUGAUAAUUCAGGUGCUGAAGAAAUGGAAGUUUCUAUGACAAAGCCAAAACACAAAGUGACCAUGAAUGAAUUUGAAUACCUUAAGCUACUGGGAAAAGGCACUUUUGGAAAGGUCAUUUUAGUUAAAGAAAAAGCAACCGGACGGUAUUAUGCUAUGAAAAUUCUGAAGAAGGAAGUUAUUGUAGCAAAGGAUGAAGUAGCACACACGCUGACAGAAAACCGUGUUUUACAGAACUCACGGCAUCCAUUCUUAACAGCUUUAAAGUAUUCCUUUCAGACACACGAUCGCUUGUGUUUUGUUAUGGAGUAUGCUAACGGAGGGGAGUUGUUUUUCCAUCUGUCGAGAGAGCGUGUAUUUUCUGAAGACCGGGCACGUUUUUAUGGGGCUGAGAUUGUUUCAGCGCUGGAUUACCUGCAUUCAGAGAAGAAUGUGGUGUACAGAGAUUUGAAGCUGGAAAAUCUUAUGCUGGAUAAAGACGGGCACAUAAAAAUUACAGACUUUGGACUAUGUAAAGAAGGCAUAAAAGAUGGAGCAACAAUGAAGACUUUCUGUGGCACUCCAGAGUAUCUUGCACCAGAGGUGCUGGAGGAUAAUGACUAUGGUCGUGCAGUGGACUGGUGGGGAUUAGGAGUUGUGAUGUAUGAAAUGAUGUGUGGCCGGCUCCCUUUCUACAAUCAGGACCAUGAAAAGCUCUUUGAACUCAUCCUUAUGGAAGAGAUUAGAUUUCCACGCACUUUGUCACCUGAAGCAAAAUCUCUCUUGUCAGGUUUGCUGAAGAAAGAUCCUAAGCAAAGGUUAGGAGGCGGUCCUGAUGAUGCCAAGGAGAUUAUGCAGCACAAAUUCUUUGCUGGCAUUGUUUGGCAAGAUGUAUACGAGAAAAAGCUUGUACCUCCAUUUAAGCCACAAGUUACAUCUGAAACAGAUACAAGAUACUUUGAUGAAGAAUUUACAGCACAGAUGAUUACAAUCACUCCUCCUGACCAAGAUGACAGCAUGGAUUGUGUAGACAAUGAGAGAAGACCUCAUUUUCCUCAGUUCUCCUAUUCAGCCAGUGGAACCGCUUAAUGUUUUGCAGUGUUUUCCCAUUCAGAAACAAAACAGACUGCAUUUUGGGGACCUUACUUCAAUGGACACUAGAGAACUUUCUAUAUUAUCUGAAUUACAAACUGUGUUUGUAUUACGAUUUAGAUGAAUUUGUAGGAAGCCUCACAGAUUCUGUAUUUAAAACAAUUCUUUGAUGCAUUUUUGAGAAGGAAAACAAAUCCAUUCUUAAAGUAUUACGUCAAGGCUCUUAUGCUGAACGACCAUAGGUUUUUAAGAAUAUGCACCAAAACUGUUUACUUUAGAAUUAAUUAAGGUAUUCAACAUAUCAGCAACUCUGACCAGAAAAUCCCCUCGUUUUAUUUAUUUCAUACAGUUCAUUGUCUAAAUAUAGAAUCUGCACUCUGAACAAUUAGAUUUAUAUAGGAAGAUAUAAGACUUUAGUAGUUAGUGCAAUAAUAGAAGCAACAAAGUGAACAAACUCUGGAGGAUUAAGGUUCAAACUCAUUUUGGACAGCAGUUGAAGUGUCAUCCAGCUCCAGAAAACCAACUAUAGGAACAGCAUUAAUGGCCUCAGUGAGGUAAAUCAAAAAGCAAAAGUUAUUUUUGUUAUAACAUCUGCUACAAGACAUUACAUAUCAAACCGAAUCCAGUGGAAUCUGGUCCAUUGCUACAUAGUACAGAUGAGUAUUCCGUUCAGGAUGCAUUUAAUUAUUCCAUUUGUGUAGUUUAGGAAUACUCCAUAGGAUUGGCUUCUCAGAACAUAGAAAAUGCUUAAUUUACCAACUAAUACGAACUGCAACAACACAGAAUCACCCACUUUCACCACUGUAUAAAAAUACCGUACAGGUCUACAUGAGAAACCAUCUGAACGAGCGAGUUAUCCAGACAGACGUCCAUUUUGGCACUGAAGUAAUGACUUGUUGCCGCUUUUUUUUUUUUUUAUGGAAAGAUAUAUGACUAUAUAUAAACACUUAAUGAUUUUUUGCAUCAUGCCAGAUCAUUUCCUCUUUCUUGAGUGUGCAUUAAAGGUAUCAGCUGACAGUUGACGGUGCCUUCUCACUCUUGAAGAUUCACUUUAACAGUGUUUCCCAUGUAUAAGAAAAAAACUAGGUUGGAACUUCAUAUGUGUUUGAAUAAUAAUGGUGUUCAAAAAGUGAAUUUUUUUUUUUUGUUUCUUCAUUUUUUAACCUUAGUGGAAAAAUUCCCCGCACCCCAUUUUUGUUGUAUCAGUUUCUUUGUAAUUUUCAUAAAAGCAGUCUUAUUCUGUCUCUCCUGCGAAUGAAUUUAUUCCAUGGUAGGUUGCGUUCUCUUAAAUUGCUUUUUUUGGGUUUUUUUGUUCUCUUGACUGUAUAAAAAACGACGCCAUGUACCACCGUUAGCUCGCAUUUGAUUUUGGUUUGAAAAGGAGUAUAUUAUGAGCCCCUUUGCUUCCCCUUUCCAUCAGAGCCUGCUGCGUUUGCACAGAGAACCAUCAUCUUUUUUUUUAUUUUAACAACAUUCAACUCUAGUAUUUUUACUUACCGUAUGGAAGUUUCCCUCCAAUUACUUAAAUAAAACUUGCUUUAACACGUUAGGUUCUUA